AUGUCGUACGCAGUUGAGACGAAGAAACGCAAGUUCGAUCGCAUCCUCGAGGCACUGACUGACAGUGCUGCUUCUCCUGCGGGCUCACCAUCUCGGUCGUCGCUCAUCUCCCACAAUAACACCUCCACCCCAUCCCUCACGCAAGACACAGCCUCGGACUCCUCCAAAAGACGCCGCAUAGCACCUACCACCACGGCUACAAAUCCCGCCGCUUCUUCGUCGAAUGACCUUACCGGUCAUUAUCUUCCCUCAAGUAGACCUGCCUUCCUGCAACGGCUUGAAACAUACCGAUAUGUCACGAAGUGGCAUGUUCCCUCUACAGACCCCAUUAAUGCGGCUGCGUGGGCAAAGCGAGGAUGGAUCUGUGUUGACACAGAUACAGUGGCUUGUGGCGCUUGCAAGGAGAGACUCUACGUGGACCUUAGUGUCGACAACGAGGCGCUUAGAGCCAAAAAGCAAGAGGGUGAAGCCGUCAAUGACGAGGACGCAGCAGAAGAUGAUGAAGACGAUUUUGCCAUUUCUUCCGAGGUCUAUGAUAAUAUCGUUCGACGAUACCAGAGUAUGAUCGUCAGUGCACAUGCAGAAAGCUGUCUCUGGCGAAAACGUGGAUGUGAUCCAUCGAUCCAGCGCAUCGAGGGUCUUUUGAACACACACUUGACCUUGUCUGGUCUACGAAGUCGCUACGACAGUCUCAUGAGCCACCCUGAGGAGAUCCCACUUGUGGAGUCUCUCCCCACCACCACUUUGGUCGACCCAGAUGAGCUUGAUCAAUUUCAAUCAAACACAGGGGAAACAACCAAUAUCAACGCUCUCAGACUGGCAAUUUGUGGCUGGGAAAGGAAGACCGAGGAUGUCAUAGAAUGUCGGCAUUGUUUCCGCAGUUUGGGUCUCUGGCUGUACCGCGGCGAUGCGCCUGCCAUUAGUAAAUUGGAUGCCGUGGAGAAUCAUCUCGAAUACUGUCCCUGGAGGCUAGCUGAGGCCCAGGACACUGAAAUCCAGAGACCACACGGCAGCAGGUCUACCGAGGAAGUUGUCUCGCACAAGGAGCGAGUACCGGGUUGGGUAUUGGUAUACCUUGCAAUUGCGAAGAACAAUAGACAGAGACGGCCCAGGCCUCCUGCCUCCGUUACGGCAUCGGAGCCGGCCUCGACCAAAGGCAGCGACGAAUCAAUAACCUCGCAGCAGAGAGAGAAGAAGAUGAAGGACUUGCUCAAGAGGAUGAAGGAGAUCAAAAAGCCUUUCAAUGUCAAGGGGCUUCUUAAGCGGAAGGAAAAGGCCAAAACAUGA
Molecule: messenger RNA, 1287 nt
Organism: Cladophialophora yegresii CBS 114405
Lineage: Eukaryota; Fungi; Ascomycota; Eurotiomycetes; Chaetothyriales; Herpotrichiellaceae
Exons: 1
Coding region: 1-1287 (428 amino acids)
Cellular component (GO): nucleus
Molecular function (GO): zinc ion binding
Source: RefSeq, a predicted model, not a curated record